AAAUGAAAACCUAUCAGCUCCUUCAUUCCAUUUUCCAGUCUCCAAAUGCAGCCAUUGCCUACCCAUACAUUUACUCAUUAGCAUCUGCCAUAGUGGACAACCUGCAGGAAAUCAACAAGAGGAUGCCUGAAGACACCAGUGAGCUGCAGGUCCUUCAGGAGGGCAUAAAAGUCUUGGAGGCUUUGGUCACCGUCGCUGAAGAACAGCAUCAAGGCUGUUACUGGCUGAGCACAGUGUCUGCCCUUAAAAGCCCCAGUCCCUCAAGAGUCUGGGGCAACAGGAUUUCUUGAGGCUAA
Messenger RNA from Nannospalax galili (Upper Galilee mountains blind mole rat), 296 nucleotides. RefSeq names its product HEAT repeat-containing protein 5A-like. The coding region runs from base 3 to 290 and encodes 95 amino acids. The record is from RefSeq and is a predicted model, not a curated record. Gene Ontology annotation, biological process: endocytosis; retrograde transport, endosome to Golgi; intracellular protein localization. The transcript has 2 exons. Gene Ontology annotation, cellular component: endocytic vesicle; membrane; Golgi apparatus. NCBI's taxonomy places the organism in Eukaryota, Metazoa, Chordata, Mammalia, Rodentia, Spalacidae.